Messenger RNA from Carassius auratus (goldfish), 1565 nucleotides. It is a transcript of the gene gmnc, whose product is annotated as geminin coiled-coil domain containing. The record is from RefSeq and is a predicted model, not a curated record. Lineage: Eukaryota; Metazoa; Chordata; Actinopteri; Cypriniformes; Cyprinidae. Bases 36 to 1244 code for a protein of 402 amino acids. Gene Ontology annotation, cellular component: nucleus. Gene Ontology annotation, biological process: negative regulation of cell cycle; negative regulation of DNA replication. The transcript is spliced from 5 exons.
CUGCGCUCUGGAGAGCGAGUGUCCAAGCAGUUUGAAUGAAGUUUUGCGCACUCGCUUCUCUAGGUCUUUGGAGAGCUCGCACCUACCCGACUCAUCCUGCCCCAAAACUGAGCACCAUGCUGUCCUGCCAAGACCUGAGCUUUGCGGGAGGGCAGCGCUACGACUUCUCCGUCUCGACGUCAGUUGACGGUAGUGUUGACGUUUCCACAGCAACGCUCGUCUCCCUCUGGGACGCCGGUCCCCUGGACAACGCUGCCCGCCAGCACGAGCCGCCUCGGCGGGAUGCACUGCCUGUGUCUGAGCAUGGACUGGGACAUCGGCCCACCUGGCCUGACCAACUGUCACCUCAGCUUCAACGAAAUAAACAGCUCCAAGACACCCUUAUGCAAAGAGAAGAAGAGCUGGCCAGACUGCAAGAAGAGAACAACAAGCUCAAAGAGUUUUUAAACUCCUCAUAUGUGAAGUCUUUAGAGGAAAAAACUAAGAAACUCCUUUCUAACUGCAAGGUUCCAGAUGGUUCAGGACAUCGAAAGAGAACUCAUGGUGAUUUCCGGAACCUGAGCCAGCUGCUUCAUAAUGGUGAGGGAAAGCGGACAUGCCGCAAUCUUUCUUUGGAGUUCUGCUCUGCUGAAGAGCUGGUGGCCACUCCACCUCUAGACUCAUGGAUACUAGAGACUCUAGGCCUGCAGGACGAGAACACCAUAGACCCAGAAAGCAGUUUCAGCACCCCUUCUUUCAGCUGUCCACUUCCUACAGAAGAUCCUUACAGUACGACAAAUGUAGAAUACAACAACAUUGUAGACUCAUCAAGCAACUGCAGUCUGGACACCUCCAGUGGCUACAGCACCUCUCAGAGCUUGGGUUCUGAUUAUUCAACCCUAGACCCUUCAGCUCUCUACACUAUCGCAUCUAAAGGGUCACUGGUCAGCUCUCCAUCAUCAAUGACCACCACCCAACACUUCACACCCCCACGAGCCGCCUCCACUCCAUAUCGUCCCCAAGAUGUAAGUCCUGGUCCAUACUACAACACACCAGCCUGUGGUUCCUCCAGUCCACCAGGGGGCGACAGUCUACUUUUCUCCACACCUCGUAUGUCCCGUAGCAGGACAGACUUGGCAUUUAGUAUGUCACUAAGUCCACAAAACAGUGUGAAGACGCACAGUUUCCCUCAAGGACAAGCUUUCACACGCAGAGACGCACAAGGAGGAUGGAACUUCACCUGGGUUCCUAAACAAUGUUCCUAAAGACAUUUUUUAAGGAUUUUGUUGGAAAAAAACAAACAACUUUUUUUGAGGAUUGAUAACCCAACUUGUUCCAUAUUUACAGGAAAAAACAACUUCACUUCUACGGGUUAUAUAUUGUAUAUUUUGAUAGCUUUGUGAUAUUAAGUCAUGAAUUUGUAUAUUGUGUUUUUUAUUCAUUGUGAUUGAAAGGCUUUGAUAUUAGAUGCAGGAUUAUGACUGAAUUAAUUAAAAUCACACUUUUUUUUUUUCAAAAUAAAUGUUUCCUUUAAGUUUUGGUACUUACAAACUGUAAAAGAAAACAUUAAGAUCUGUCCCCUUGAA